Molecule: messenger RNA, 1465 nt
Organism: Uloborus diversus
Lineage: Eukaryota; Metazoa; Arthropoda; Arachnida; Araneae; Uloboridae
Product: plasminogen-like
Exons: 9
Coding region: 9-1382 (457 amino acids)
Biological process (GO): proteolysis
Molecular function (GO): serine-type endopeptidase activity; protein binding
Source: RefSeq, a predicted model, not a curated record
GAUCUGCUAUGAGGUUUUGGAGCUUAUUACUGCUAUGUGGUUUUGUGGUUUCUUUAAAAGAAAUCGGAGCAAAUGAAGAUGAGUUCCAAUGCCCAGAAGAAUAUCGCUAUCAUAUUGAACAGAGUAUAAAAAUAUCGAGUCCUUUUUAUGGCAAAGAAAAAGAAUACAGAUCCGGCUUACGGUGCCAAUAUAGAAUAACAGCGCCUGAGAGAUAUAGAAUAAAAGUCGUUUUUGAAGACUUCGACUUAAACCCAUCAGAUUUCUGCGAAGAGGAUCAACUGCGGUUUCUCGAUGCAAGCACGCUUGCCGGACCGUCAAUUUUUUGUGGCAACACACCUCCUAAAACAUUUUUAACAGGUGGAAACGAAUUAAGUUUUUCAUUCAAAACUGGUUAUGUCUUUUCAUCUGGCCGCAGAGGAUUCAGUCUACAAGCUAUAGCAACUCAGAAUGAUUCAUUAUGUGAGAAGGGAUUCACCCAGUGCGGAAAUCGAAACUGCUAUGACAGCAGCAAGAAAUGUAAUGGCAUUGAUGAUUGCGGGGAUGGCACAGAUGAAGAAGAUUGUGGGUUGCCAAUUAGUUCAACGGAAUGUGGAAAACCUCCUAUUACACCAAAUACUGACAACUCUGCUCCCGACCGCAUAGUUGGUGGAGAGGUUGCGAAGCCCCACAGUUGGCCGUGGCAAGUAUCUUUCAGAGUGAAGAAUAUGGAUCAUUCCCAUUCAUGCGGGGGUACUGUUCUUAAUUCUUUGUGGGUUCUAUCUGCAGCUCAUUGUUUUGCGGGAAUUCCUUACCCAGAUUUUUUGGAAGUACACUUUGGAAGCCACAGUAAGAGAGAAAAUAAUAGCCCCUUUUACCAAAUUAGAAAAGCAGUAAAAAUAAUCGCCUACCCAGAUUUUGAAGGAUUAGCAGUAAGGAACUAUUCGAUGCAUGAUGACGUCGCUUUGGUUAAGUUGAACGCGCCAAUCCUAUUCACUGAUGGAGUUCAACCGGCAUGUUUACCGGAACAAGGAACGGAGUUAAAUAUCGGAGAUGCAUGUUUUACUUCUGGAUGGGGUGAAACUAGAGGUUCCGGAUCUAACGAGCUUUUGAAGCAAACGAAGCAGGUGGUGGUGACAGAAAAAGAAUGUGAUUAUGAAGAAUACAAACCAGCAACGCAAAUAUGCCUCCAUAAUUACAAAAACACUCCUUGCAGGGGUGACAGUGGGGGUCCUCUCGUCUGCAAGCGGGAUGAUGGUAGAUGGUACGUUUUUGGAGCAACCAGCUUGGCUACCCGUCUGAAUGGGGAGACAAUCCUUUGUGCAACACCUGAUGAUAAAACAAUCUUCGCAAAAAUAUCCGACAAAGCUGAUUGGAUCAAGACUGCCAUUGACAUGUACACUUAACUUGGUUGUUUUAAGCACAGAAUAAAGCUGUAAAAUUAGCCUCUUGUGCGCUCAUAACUAUUUUGUUCUUGUAAAACAUUAAA